Trypanosoma rangeli is the source of this 354-nucleotide messenger RNA. RefSeq lists its product as uncharacterized. The record is from RefSeq and is a predicted model, not a curated record. The transcript has a single exon. The coding region runs from base 1 to 354 and encodes 117 amino acids. NCBI's taxonomy places the organism in Eukaryota, Euglenozoa, Kinetoplastea, Trypanosomatida, Trypanosomatidae.
AUGUGGUGCUGCAAGGAGCUUCUUGUCGACACUGGCCAGCCGCGACUUGAGAUACACGGCGACGAGGUUCCCACAUGGGCGUUGGUCGAUGUGGACGCGGGCACGAUGACUGUUCAUGUCAGCACACAGUCGGCGGGGGCGGCGCCUGUGAUGCCGCACUCUCUGCAGUGCACAGAGGCGCGUGUGCUGGUGGAGCGGUCUUUGAUGAGGCUGCUGACAACCGCCCGGAUGGAGGUGCGUCGUAGGCCGCAUGGCCAACAAGGACAAGGGGAAGAGGAAGAAGCGAGGGAGACGGGAGACGUGGUGCAGGGGGAAAUCCAUGACGAGGCCCCAGCGGGUGAGGGAGGAGGGUGA